This is a messenger RNA of Schistocerca gregaria, 7448 nucleotides long. RefSeq names its product glutamate receptor ionotropic, kainate 2-like. Gene Ontology annotation, cellular component: postsynaptic membrane; plasma membrane. Gene Ontology annotation, molecular function: transmitter-gated monoatomic ion channel activity involved in regulation of postsynaptic membrane potential; glutamate-gated receptor activity. The record is from RefSeq and is a predicted model, not a curated record. Gene Ontology annotation, biological process: modulation of chemical synaptic transmission; monoatomic ion transport; synaptic transmission, glutamatergic. The coding region runs from base 222 to 2978 and encodes 918 amino acids. The transcript is spliced from 17 exons. NCBI's taxonomy places the organism in Eukaryota, Metazoa, Arthropoda, Insecta, Orthoptera, Acrididae.
GAGCGCCCUGCUAUGUAUAGCAGGUCGUGUGCUCAGCCUCUGACAGCGGCGCCGCUGCACCAGUCUCAAGACGCUGCCGCCCGCGCGCUGCUAGACACCCACCGACACACGGUAUAUGGCCUCUUUACCCCCCUGAAGGGGGUGUGCAGCUGCAGUGGCGCCAUGCCGCCUGGUCACCAUGCGAUGAGUCUCGCUAGGAGCUGGUGAGAGCUCCGGGCAGCAUGUGGCGGCUCAGCACCGCUCGCUCGCUCUACACGUGGGCGUGGCUGUGGACGCUGCUGGUCGGAUGUCUCCUGCAAACGCACGCCGCGCGCAGACCAGUUUAUAGUAUUCGCAUCGCUGGCGUGUUCGACGAGUCGGGCCCGCCGGCGCUGGUGCAGGCGUUCCGGUCUGCGGUGGCAGCCAUCAACAUGCAGACGCGGGCGGACGCCAUCCUGGGCCGCCUCGACCGCCGGCCCCUACUCGACGCCCAGGAGGUCACUGUCAGCGCGCUCGACAGCUUCGGCACUGGCAGGAAGAUGUGCAACCUGACGCUGGAAGGCGUGGCAGGCGUGGUGGGACCUCGGCAGAGCGCCUCCACGGACAUCGUCCGCUCCGUCUGCGACCGCCUCGAGAUCCCGCAGAUCGUCCUCAACUGGGAUCCAAAGCCGCCGCCUUCGCGCCGCUACCAGUUCAACCUGCACCCAGACGCCGAAUUCGUCGCACAGGCGCUGGCGGACGUGCUGCACGAGUUGCAGUGGCGCUCCUACACGGUGCUGUACCAGGGCGACGAGUCGCUGUUGCGCCUGCGCAGCGUGCUGCAGGAGCGCGACCGCAGGGAUCCGCCCAUCGCGGUCCGGCAGCUCGACGAAAGCGGCGACUACAGGCCAAUGCUGAAGGCCAUCAAGCAGUCGUCAGAGUCGCGGUUGGUGCUGGACUGUGACACUGACAUGAUCCUGGCAGUGCUGCGACAGGCUGCCGAGGUGAAGCUGACGGAGGUCUACCAGUCGUACUUACUCACCUCCCUGGAUGCCCACACUUUGGAUUUGACUCAGUUUCGUCUCAGUGGUACCAACAUCACAACACUGCGACUCAUCCAGCCUGACAGCGAAGCCGUUCUGAAGACGAUGCAGGACUUCGAAUACCGUUGGAAUAAAACUCCUGUCACAAUCACUCCGCAUACGAUGCGGGUGGAGUCAGCGCUGACGUACGACGCCGUCCGCGUGCUGGCCGCGGCGCUGUUCCAGGCCAGCACCAUCGGUCGCCUGCGGACCUGGCCGCUAAGCUGCCUGGACGAGGAGGCCGUCUGGGACCACGGCAUCAGCGUGAGGGACUUCAUCCGCGACAUGCGGCACGAGGGCCUGUCUGGCAACAUCGUGUUCGACGCGGAAGGACGCCGCGUGGGGUUCUCGCUGGAAGUGCUGGAACUGUCUGCGACAGGCUUCAGACCCAUAGCCAAAUGGACACCGGAGGAAGGCUUCGUCAGCAGCAAGACUGAGAGCGAGACGCUGGAGGAGAAGCAGAGCAUUCUCCAAGGUCGCCACCUCAUCGUUUCAUCCAGAAUAGGAGCCCCGUACUUGAUGGAGAAGGAGCAUACGACGCCGCCGCGUGUCGGCAACGACAGAUACGAGGGCUACUCGAUGGACCUGAUCACACAGAUAUCAGAGAUUCUCAACUUCACGUUCGAGUUCAAGCUGGCGCCCGAUGGGCAAUACGGCAAUAGAAACGAGAAGACAGGCAUCUGGAACGGGCUCGUUGGCGAGCUGAUCGCAGGGAGGGCAGACCUGGCCAUCUGUGACCUGACCAUUACGGAGGAGCGGCAAUCGGCCGUUGAUUUCACCAUGCCCUUCAUGAACCUAGGUAUUAGCAUCUUGUACAGUAAGUCCGAGAAAGCGGAUCCGAACCUUUUUUCUUUCCUGGAUCCGUUCACCAUUGACGUUUGGAUUUACAUGGCUACGGCAUAUCUUGGAGUAUCUUUAACUUUCUUCGCACUGGCAAGGAUGGCCCCUGGCGAAUGGGACAAGGGUCACCCCUGCGACCCGGAACCAACGGAGCUGGAGAACACGUUCAACAUGAUCAACAUCUUCUGGUUCUCCAUGGGCUCCCUCAUGGGACAAGGCUGCGACCUGUUACCCAAGGCCGUCUCGACGCGGCUGAUAGCUGGCAUGUGGUGGUUCUUCACGCUCAUAAUGAUCGCCUCCUACACGGCCAACCUCGCGGCGUUCCUCACCAACAGCAGAAUGGAGUCUCCCAUCAAUGGCGUAGAAGACCUGGCGAAGCAAACCAAGAUCAAGUACGGCACUUACGGCAGCGGUUCCACAGCGGCCUUCUUCAGAAACUCGAAUGAUUCGCUGUUCUCUCGGAUGUACACGGUGAUGAGGCAGGCGAGACCCGACGUCUUCACAGACGGCAAUGCAGAGGGCGUGGAGCGCGUCAGGAAGGAGAAGGGCAACUACGCCUUCUUCAUGGAGUCCACCAGCAUCGAGUACCAGACGGCGCUCAACUGCGACCUGCGAAAAGUCGGCGGGCAACUCGACUCCAAAGGCUACGGCAUAGCACUGCAGCUAGACUCGCCGUUCCGGACGGCGGUGAGCAGCGCCGUGCUGCAGCUGCAGGAGCGCGGCAACCUGAGCGCGCUCAAGACGCGCUGGUGGAAGGCGCCCGAGGGCAAGCAAUGCCCCUCCGACGUGGACACGGUCGACAGCGCGGAGCUCGGCAUCCUCAACGUGGGCGGCGUCUUCCUCGUGCUCUUCUUCGGCACCCUGGCCGCCUUCUUCGCCGCAGUCCUCGAGCUGCUGUGGAACUGCCGCACCAUCGCCGUCGAAGAGAAGAUAACGCAGUGGGAGGCGCUGACGUCGGAGCUGAAGUUCGCGAUGAACUGCAGCAACGACGAGAAGCCCGUCCGCAAGACGCACGACGAAGACGCUGGUGGCGGCGGCGACAACGACGCGGACGUUGACGGCGAGGACUUGGAAGGGCUACGUUACGGCAGCCGCUAGACGCCUCCCAGCGCAAAGGCGCCUGCUCGGUGGCGCUACUGCUGCUUGGGCUAUGUGGUUUCGUGGCAUUUUCCACUAAGUGGAUGGACUCUGUGUCCUGUGAAGCCCUGCCUUAGGAUACCACUCAGAAUUUUUGUUCAUCCCGGUUAAAUCAUUAGCAUGUAUCGUAAGAUUCAAGAACGUACAUUAGUGUUGGGUUACUAUCGUGGCACGUGAAACAUAACGCUGAAACAGAAACAUGUUUGAAUUUCAAGGUCUGUGUUAUCCAUCUAAUUAUAAUUACUGCGAGUCUUAGCCGGAAGAUAAAAAUACGAACCUAAAAAAAAAUGUUUUUGAGGCACUAUGUAUGUUUCGGGAGCACCUUUCUAUGUGCUUGCAACAUUCCUUCACCUUCGGUCAUAAGCUUUUAUGGGCGUAGACAGUUAGAAUAAAAUACUUCUGGUUAUGAAAGUGCGCCGUGAGGUUCUUUCUUGAAGUAGUGUUUUUAAUAUUUUUCAUUACGUAGGUAGAGCUAACUGUUCAGGUUGUGUUCCGUCAACGACUUUUCAGCUAAAUAACUCGCUCGACAUUACCAUGUACCCAGUCCCAAUUGUGUUUGACCAGCACACCUGACUUCUUCGGCCAUCUGGACUGGACCGAUACAGAUGCUGUUGAAGACGACUUCCCGCAUGGCAUUUCACUUUAUCAGUGGGCUGUACCACUCCGUUUUGGCUCAUGUAGGGCGUGCUACGAUGUUGUUGUUGUUGUUGUUGUGGUCUUCAGUCCUGAGACUAGUUUGAUGCAGCUCUCCAUGCUACUCUAUCCUGUGCAAGCUUCUUCAUCUCCCAGUACCUACUACAACCUACAUCCUUUUGAAUCUGCUUAGUGUAUUCAUCUCUUGGUCUCCCUCUACGAUUUUUACCCUCCACGCUGCCCUCCAAUACUAAAUUGGUGAUCCCUUGAUGCCUCAGAACUUGUCCUACCAACCGAUCCCUUCUUCUAAUCAAGUUGCGCCACAAACUUCUCUUCUCCCCAAUACGAUUCAAUACCUCCUCAUUAGUUUCGUGAUCUAUCCAUCUAAUCUUCAGCAUUCUUCUGCAGCACCACAUUUCGGAAGCUUCUAUUCUCUUUUUGUCCAAACUAUUUAUCGUCCAUGUCUCGCUUCCAUACAUGGCUACACUCCAUACAAAUACUUUCAGCAAUGACUUCCUUAGACUUAAAUCUAUACUAGAUGUUAACAAAUUUCUCUUCUUCAAAAACGCUUUCCGUGGCAUUUCCAGUCUACAUUUUAUGUCUUCUCUACUUCGACUAUCGCCAGUUAUUUUGCUCCGCAAAUAGAAAAACUCCUUUACUACUUUAAGUGUCUCAUUUCCUAAUCUAAUUCCCUCAGCAUUACCCGAUUUAAUUUGACUACAUUCCAUUAUCCUCGUUCUCUGCUUUUGUUGAUGUUCAUCUUAUACACUCCUUUCAAGACACUGCCCAUUCCGUUCAACUGCUGUUCCAAGUCCUUUUUCUGUCUGUGACAGAAUUACAAUGUCAUCGACAAACCUCAAAGUUUUUAUUUCUUCUCCAUGGAUUUAAAUUCCUAUUCCGAAUUUUUCUUUUGUUUCCUUCACUGCUUGCUCAAUAUACAGAUUGAAUAGAAUCGGGGAGAGGCUACAACCCUGUCUCACUCCCUUCCCAACCACUGCUACGGUAGUAUUGCUCAAACAAAGAAUUAAUUAUGUAAGUUUUUUUCGAGGUUAUAAUUGAAACUUGAUGCUACCCCUCACACCCAAUGGACGCUUCAUAAAAAGUUGGUGCAAGGCAACGACAGGUCACAUGCGCCUAGAUAGCAACACUGUGGUAUUUUUACAUAUUCACUGAUGGAGUAGAGCACCGAGUUUGAAAGUACUACGAGUGUAUUAUAAGGUUUAGACAGUAUAACGAUUCGAGUGUGAAAGAACAUAAAAAAAUGUCCUUGUAGACUCAUAUUCUUGCUAAGGAGCCACUUGUUGUUAAGGGAAAGAUAAGACACUGUUAAAAUAAUUAAAGAUCAUAUUAACAUAAACCUCCUCAACAAUCUUUCGUCAUUUUCUCUGACACAAUAGCUUAUCGGUUGACUGCAUCCGUGUACCUACUAGUUGUAACUACCGACUGCCUGAGCGAUGUCCAGGAGGAGAGUCGAUCAGACUCUCGAGGGCAUCGACUGGGAAGUGGAGCCAUGCCGACUGCAGUGCCGUGUCCAGCACCGCUAGAUAUCUCGGUUGAGGGUACCUGGUGCAAAGAGAUCGAUCGAGGUGGUCACACAGAUUAUCGAUUGGGUCUAAAUCCGGGGGUUUGGUGGCGAUGGAAGUAUGGUAAACUCAUGCUGGUGCUCUUCGAACCACGCAAGUACUGUGUAACGCAUUGCUUUGCCCUGCUGGUAGAUAUCAUCAUUCCGAGGGAAAAUGUAGGGUGGACAUGGUCCCCAAGGAUAGAUGCGUACUUGGUUGAGAAACUGUACCUUCCAGUAUUACGAGAUCACCCAGGGAAUCCAGCGAAAAUAUACCAUAGAUAAUGACACUCCCUCCUCCGUCCUGGACUUCCGAAAAUUGUUGCAGGGUGUUUUCCUUCAGAAGUUUCGUGCCCGAUGUAGCAUAAAGCGAGAUUCUUCUGCAAAGGCCACCUGUCGCGACUCGGUGGACGUCCAGCUGCGGUAUUGGCAUGCAAAUUACAGCAUUCAUCACUGAUGAACAGCAGUCAGCAUGGGUGCAUGAACCGGCGCCUGCUGCAAAGACCCAUAUGCAGCAACUUCGCUGAACGGUCGUUUAGGAGACACUGUUGGUAUCCCUUUUUCAACUGGGUGUACAGCUGCUCAACAGUUGCAUGUCUACUCGGCCGUACACAACUCCACAGCCAUCGACGACACCUGUCAUCUAUGGUGUAUGGUGCCCCAAACUAGCCUAGGCGCCGGUUUUGGAUAGCGGUAUCUUGCCAUGCAAAAUACUUUAACCACAGCGGCACGAGAACAGUUUACAAACUCAGUCAUUUCGGAAAUGCUUCUACCCUUGGCCCGAAAGCCAAUGAUUGGGUUCUUUUGGACGUCAAAUAAAUGGCGCCGUUUCCGCAUUAUGACAACGACUGUACUGUUACCGCGUCCCGUUACACGUUUUAUAGACGCUCCGCUGGCAGUGCUGUCACUCACCCUCUGUGAGAGGUUAUUGCAGGUUGACGAACAUAGGCAGUAGUUACUUAACGUAAUUGGUCCGUGUAAAAACUAAUAUUUUUAUUUUUAAUUUUUUAGAUCGGGAUGAGUGGCGCAGCGUCGCGGCAGAUAUUUAUGUCUUUACUUUGUGACAACAAUCAUAUGAAAAUUAUUUCGAAUUAAGCACGCUCCUUCUUCCCUGUUCGCAUUAUCCAGCCACAAUACGAGUUCUUUGACACCAGUGUCAACAAGGAGCAAUGUGACGCAGCAGUAUAAAGAUAGCCAUACUGCCAUAAAAUUACCAAUACAUUGAUAAUCCUGACGAAGACCACUCAGUAGCCCCAACAUUGGAGAAUUUUAUCCUAUGACUCCAUAGCAGUGUGAUGAAUUUUAUUGAAAUAUUUCGUUACGUCGUAUCUCACGCAAUAGUAACCUACAUUCGCAUAUUUUGUGAACCCUGAAACGAGCUUUUCGAAUUUCGGCUGAAGAAAAGAUUUCACCUGCUAUGUCAAAUACUUUACAUCAAUCUCUUGAUCUUCAGAGACAUUUUCGAGAGUCUUCAACUCUGGAAACAAGUGAAGGUCACUUAGAGUAAGACUAUCACGAAUUGCGGAAAAUCCAUUUCGAUUCUCCUUCUUUUCCCUUCCCUCAUCCCGAGUCUUCACGGGGUCGGUGUGUUAAUCUGUGUUUGGCUAUGCUACUGGGAGAGGGUGACCGGGUGCCGUUCUUGUUGCCACCCUAUCCUCCCGAGACGGAUUCUGUGUUUUGCAUCAGUCUGCGUUUACCCAUAUGACAGUGUGAGGACGUAUUUAAAAUGCUUGCAAUUGAGAUGGGAUCGAGUACCAGCCCGAUAUUCACCUAGUCGUAUGUAAGAAACCGCCCAAAAACUACAUCCAGGCUGGCAAGCACACCAGCCCUCGUCGUUAAUCCACCGGGUGGAGGAAAAUUCGUUUAGAUUGCCAUGUUCAUUAGCAUUUUGGAUACUAAGAGACGGGGCAGCUUUCAGUUCCCCACCUGCCUCUAAUUGUUAUCAUGUUUUGGAUUGAACACAACCAUUUCCAUCAAACUUUUGAUCGCAGUAGCGGAGCAAUUGAGAUGUGGUGCACAGUGGAUCAUUCAAAGGCAAUAGAAAAACGUUUGUGGAGGGGGCGUUGUAACAACUGUCACAUUUUUAUUAGAGUUGCACCUUUAUUUACCUUGUACCUCGUGUUACUGUGCAUCUUUACCUCUUCGCACCUAGUGGGCAGAGGAGAAAAAACGCUCUGGGGAAAUUAUGUUUGAUAGAAUAUAUAUGCUAAUGGAAAUAAAAAGCAAAAUGCAUUUCA